Messenger RNA from Staurois parvus, 376 nucleotides. The record is from the annotation of a GenBank genome assembly. NCBI's taxonomy places the organism in Eukaryota, Metazoa, Chordata, Amphibia, Anura, Ranidae.
AUGCGCUGUGUCCCUCGGACACAGCGGAUCACCGAUCACGGAAAGAGCCGAAGAUGUCAGAUUGGUCAUGUGAUCAGCUGUGUCCAAUCACAGCUGAUCACAUGGGACAUGUACACAGAUCAUCAGGGCACUGAUGAUCAGUGUGCCAUGAUGAUCAGUGUAGCCCGAGCAGUGCCAGCUGUCAGUGCUCAUCAGUGCCUCGUGCCAGUCCCCAUCAGUGCCACAUAUCAGUGCCUACCAGUGCACAUCAAUGCCACAUAGUGCCCAUCUGAGCUGCCUUUCAGUGUCACACAUCAGUGCCAGUCAGUGCCACCUAUCAAUGCCAAUCAGUGCCAGUCAGUGCACCGCCUCAGUGCCAGCCUGCCGCCUAUCAGUG